Molecule: messenger RNA, 1866 nt
Organism: Amphimedon queenslandica
Lineage: Eukaryota; Metazoa; Porifera; Demospongiae; Haplosclerida; Niphatidae
Product: zinc finger BED domain-containing protein 1-like
Exons: 2
Coding region: 1-1866 (621 amino acids)
Molecular function (GO): protein dimerization activity; DNA binding
Source: RefSeq, a predicted model, not a curated record
AUGGAUGAUCUCUUUGUGCUUUCCGAAGAACACUGUCACUAUCUACCAAAACCUGGAGGAAAGAGUGAGGUGUGGAAGUUCUUCGGUCUAAGAAAAGACGCAGAAGGCAUGGCUAUUGACGACGGGACAGUGUUCUGUAAAUCUUGCAACCGCGCAGUUGUUGCUCGAAAUGGCAACACGUCUAACUUGAGAGCUCACUUAAAAAACAAUCAUAAAAGUCUUUAUAACCAAUUGGGCCAGGGCUCAUCAGGAAAGCAAGUAGCUGUGACAGAAAGACAAGAGCCAAUAGUCAACUCUAUACUAAGAAGUCAGCCGUAUGGUCAUCAAAGUAAACGGUACAAAGAUUUGAAUACUGCCAUUGCACGAUUCCUCUGUAAAGAUGGUCUACCAAUUUACACAGUUGAAAAAGAAGGAUUUAAAGAACUAAUUAGGACACUUGAUAGUCGGUAUGAGCUACCAAAUAGAUCUCAUUUCACACGAAAUAUCAUACCUGAGCUGUAUUCAUCUACAAAAGAAAAGGUUGCUAGAAGAUUGUGUAGUGUGAAAUACUUUGCAGCUACCACUGAUAUUUGGUCAAGCAUUGGAUUAACUCCCUAUAUCAGCUAUACUCUACAUCACAUAACGCAAGACUGGGAUCUCGAGUCAAUUGCUCUCUCCAUUAGCUUUCUACCUGAUGACCAUACAGCUGAAGUGAUAAGUGAUGCUUUGGAAGACACUCUUCAAGAAUGGAAACUUUCUGCUGUCAAGCAAGUCUGCUUAACCACUGACAGCGCUGCUAACAUGGUUUCUGCUGCCAGAAACUUAGGGUUGACCAGAAUAUCAUGCUUUGGCCACAACUUACAUUUAGGAAUAACAAAAGCACUGGACAAGGACAGAAGAUGUGAUAGAGCUAUAGGUGUCGCCAAAAAGAUAGUCAGCCAUUUUUCGUGCAGUUGGAAAAAAAGACGAGAUCUUACCCUUGCUCAAGAUGUUAAAACCAGGUGGGGUACUACACAAAAAAUGAUAGCUAGGAUUCUAGAGCAACAACAGGCCAUCACAUUUGUUUUGAGCUCUGACAGAAAAUCAUCUCAUCUUAUUCCUUCUUGGCAGGACAUUGAUGUCUGGGGUGCUAUUAAUGAAGCUCUAUCACCAUUAGCUGAUUUUACAGAUAUAAUGUCUGGAGAAAAGUAUGUCACUGGUUCUUCGAUUCUGCCCAUUCUGAGUCUACUUAAGUCUUCAGUUUUAAAAGCAAAUCCUAAUGAUAAACCCAUGGCAAAUGAAAUACGUUCUGCCAUACUAUCAGAUCUAUCAAAUAGGUAUGUUGAACCAGAAGUUACUACUAUUUUGGAACUAACUUCCAUGAUUGAUCCUCGUUUCAAAGAAAAGCAUGUUUCAAAUCUCAAAGAAGUUAAGAGCAACAUUUGUGAAGAAGCAGUGAAGAUAUUUAAGGAGGAGACUGAGCAGCCAACUGAGCCAAGUGAGCUUACUAGUUCAACACCAUCAGCAUCAACAGACAGCUUACCACCACCUGCAAAAAAGAAGAAAGUUACACUAGCAACUCUGUUUAAAGAGCAUAAUUCUGAUAUAGCUGAUUCAUUAUGCUUAGAUAUAUCCCCUGAACAGAAAGUUCAAGCUGAACUUACUAAUUAUCUAAGGCAACCAAAAUCAGAUAUUGAGAAGAAUCCUCUGAAGUGGUGGAGGGAGCACAAGACUGUAUAUCCUCUCCUGUCAGGUGUUGCUCGUAAAUACUUAUGCUUUCCUGCCACAAGUACCCCCUCUGAACGACUCUUCAGUAGGAGUGGCAGGAUUGUGACACCAUUUAGAGCCUCAUUGAAGCCAGACACGGUGCAACAGCUAGUUUUUCUGUCGGCAAAUCUUGACCUUUAA